UGUGUUUAUUCUGUCUCUCUGUCUCUGUCUCUCUCUGUUCAGAUUGAGGAUCUGCAGAUUAAAGUACAGGACCUGAAGGGCAAGUUCAAGAAGCCCGUCCUGAAGAAAGUCCGCAUGUCUGCUGAUGCUAUGCUCCAGGCUCUGCUGGGCUCCAAACACAAGGUGUCCAUGGAUCUGAGGGCCAACCUGAAGCAAGUCAAGAAGGAGGUCAAGGAAGAGGACAAAGAAUCUGUGGGUGACUGGCGUAAGAACAUCGAAGACAAAUCAGACAGAAAGAAGAUGUUUGAGACUACUAAGGAGUAGAUGUUACUGGAGAUCCAGACAGGAAGUAGUUUGAGACUCAUAAGGAGUAGAUGUUACUGGAGAUCCAGACAGGAAGAUGUUUGAGACUCAUAAGGAGUAGAUGUUCCUGGAGUUCCAGACAGGGAGAUGUUAGAGACAGCUUGAACAACCUUCUGUCUUUGGUUACGAAGUUAUCCAGUUAUGACUCGUUUGUUUGUUUUUUUCCGUCUCUGGCUAAAUUAAU
Molecule: messenger RNA, 526 nt
Organism: Oncorhynchus keta (chum salmon)
Lineage: Eukaryota; Metazoa; Chordata; Actinopteri; Salmoniformes; Salmonidae
Product: troponin I, fast skeletal muscle-like
Exons: 2
Biological process (GO): muscle contraction
Cellular component (GO): troponin complex
Source: RefSeq, a predicted model, not a curated record